Molecule: messenger RNA, 939 nt
Organism: Argiope bruennichi
Lineage: Eukaryota; Metazoa; Arthropoda; Arachnida; Araneae; Araneidae
Exons: 6
Coding region: 1-939 (312 amino acids)
Molecular function (GO): protein binding
Source: RefSeq, a predicted model, not a curated record
AUGUGGGACACCGGAGCUGCUGGUGAUUACAGUGCACUGAAUUCUGAAGACACCGAUUCUCAAGAAGAACCCGGCGAACAUGAUGAAAGUGAAGGCGAAGAAUUUUGCACAGAUCCACAAGAGCAGUCUCAAAAUGAACCUAUUCACAAAUCAUUUCACUUUCUGGAAGAAUGCAGUUUUAUAGAUUUCGUAGAUACCAACGGUGAAUUUAUAAUCACUGCUGGGCGAGACCAUGAUAUAAAGGUCUGGGAUGCAACAAAAGAGGUGGUCAUUCGAAGAUUCGUCGGCCAUACUGCUCCUGUCACAGGGAUAAAACUUCAAGGCGCCGAUCCUUCAGAGCCUUGUUCAGCUGAAUUAACAGUCAUUAGUUCAUCUGAAGAUGGAAGCAUACGGGAAUGGUCUCUCCGGAAAGGCACAGAAAUUAGAAAAAUAGAAACAGAGAACGUCAUAACGUGCAUGGGCAUUAUGUCGAACAAACUUGCAGCGAUUGGAAAUCAUAAAGGCCACUUAGAUGUUCAUCAUGUAUCGACUGGACAGUUAUACUGCAGCAUUGUAGCACAUAACGAUCCUAUAGACGCUUUAAUGGUUAAUGAUGUGCACAUUUGUACAGCAGUAUAUGAUAGACCAGGAAGUUUGAGAGUAUGGCAACUGAAAUGGGGUAAAGUGAUUUGUAUGUACAGUCUAGAGGAAAUAUUUUCCAUUGAAUUUGCAACAUUUACAAUGUAUGGAGAUCUCCUCAUUUUGGGUGACGGUACUGAACAGAAACUCCACAUACUGAGUUAUAUGACAGAAGAUACUACAGACACCCUGCAGCUGAGUGAAAAUGCUGGUCAUGUACAGCAUGUUGCAGUGAUGGAUGGUCUCGUUUUGGCUUCAACAGUGGAUAGUAACAAAAUGGUACAUUUGCAUGGUGAGUAUAGAUACAGAUUGUCAUAUUAA